Molecule: messenger RNA, 3947 nt
Organism: Triplophysa rosa
Lineage: Eukaryota; Metazoa; Chordata; Actinopteri; Cypriniformes; Nemacheilidae
Product: probable E3 ubiquitin-protein ligase HERC3
Exons: 24
Coding region: 669-3494 (941 amino acids)
Biological process (GO): protein ubiquitination; ubiquitin-dependent protein catabolic process
Molecular function (GO): ubiquitin protein ligase activity
Source: RefSeq, a predicted model, not a curated record
UUCCUUUAAGGUAUGGAUCGGAAUGUUCACAGUGUGUGACGUAAAGCACGUACCUUUGUUUGUGUGUCAAAAACAAGCUCACUAGUUGUUUAAACAGUAAACAGAGAGUUCACUACCCCCCCUUCAACAUUCAUUAGCAUUGCAGACAUAUGCAUAAAGCAGGCCUAAAAAUGCUAGGUUGGAGGAUCAUUCGAUUCAAUACACAUUUUUAUGAAGGCUACAGUGUGUUUACUGCCCCUCCCACUGGAGUUCCCCACUAACUACAUUACGUAUAUAAAUUAUGUGCCACACCCCCUACUUAAUUCACACUAGAUUUCUGACACAACUGCACAUAUAAUACACGGAGACGACGCUGGAAUAAUCAUUUUUAAAGAAGAAUAACUCAAAUGAAGAAACAUUAAGUUACGUAUCAACAGAUGGGGGGAAAACAUGACGCAACACUCCGCUUACAUAAGUUCAUGCUAUCAAUACAUUCAAACCGCUUGCUGUGAACAUUUUUUAACAUCCUUCAUAACACACAAUGCCUAAAACAGACGGUAACCACAUCAUUAAGGGAGAAUGCUGAAGUUGCGAUUGUGCUUGAAAUGAUGCUGUUGUCAAUAAACAAGGGAAGUUACAAUUCCAGGAAGAAAACUGGCAUCAUUACUUGGCUUCAAACGUAGUUAGAGAUGUUCUACUACUGGGGGACUCGUAAUGGUGAGGGAGUUGAUGAUGUGACCGAGGAGAAGACAACACACGAUCAUUCUGUGAUAAAGAUCUCGUGUCCAAAGUCAACUAUCCAAGAUAAACCAAUAGGAAGAUGUCUCGGAUUCAUCGGCGAAAAUGGACACGUCUCGGUCCUUCAGUAUGGCGAUGGACAGGGAAAUGAUGCUGUAAUGCAAAACUUUAACCUAAAGAAAGACCAUAUUAAACUGAUGAAGAGUGGAACGGCUGGUGCGGUCCUGCGCAAAUCUGACGGAGAGAUUCUUUUUAUGGAGACAUGGAAUUCCUGCAGGCUCUUCAAAGUUCUCUGUGACAGACAGGUUACACAGGUGGCAUGUGGAAACCAACAUUGCAUUGCAAUUAUCCGCGACGGUCAGUUGUUGGUGUGGGGGGCAAACAGCCAUGGUCAGCUGGGUUUAGAGAAAUCCUCUCUCUUGGAGAAGGAAGAAUGCCGCAUCCAGUCCCCACAACCGCUCAAAUCUCUGUAUGGUAUUCCAGUAGUUCAGAUCAGUGCUGGAGGAGACCACAGUUUUGCUCUAUCUCUCUCUGGAGCAGUGUUCGGCUGGGGGAAGAACAACGCUGGACAGCUCGGCCUGGGGAACACGACUAGUAGACACACUCCGACUUGUGUCAAGAGUUUGAAUAUGAAGAAAACAAUCUUUAUCUCAUGUGGGGAAGAGCAUACUGCUAUUCUGACAAAGGGUGGAUAUGUGUUCACAUUCGGAUCAGGCAGUUGUGGGCAGCUUGGACACGGUUCACUAAGGAACGAGCAUCACCCUCGGCUGGUUGCUGAACUCAUGGGAGCAAAGGUGUCUCAGAUUGCCUGUGGAGGGCAUCACACUCUAGCAUUGUCAGAGUCAUUCAAUAUGAUCUACUCAUUUGGAUGUGGAAAGCAAGGACAACUGGGGAAUGGAACAAUGGUUAACCAAGCUGUGCCUUUACCUGUACAUCUGCCACCAGACCACAGCCCUGCUUUAAAAGUGAAGAGAGUUCUAGCUGCUGGAAACACUUCAAUUGCUCAAGUCUGUCAGAACCAUGAAACAAGUGUGAUAUCGCAUGUAUGUACAACAAUAGAUGACCAAAUGAUUGACAGGUGGCUGAAAGAAUAUGACACAAAUGCAUGCAGACAGACCAAAAGGGAAAUCAGAAGGAUAUUUUCCUCGCCAUCAUGUGUAAAUGGGAGUUUUAUUGAUGAAAGUCGUGACAAACAUUUUCUGACGUCAGUGGAAUAUUCUGGUCUGGAUCUUUCCUUAGCUCGUCUUGCUUUUGAGAAGAUUGCUACAAAGACUAAAGUCCUAUUAGAGGUACAGCACACUGUGGAGAGAGAACUGCUUCAAGCUCUGAGCGUCUGUCGGGCCGAAGUAGAAGCUCUCCGAGUUUAUCUUAUUCUGCCUGAACUCAUCCGAGUCCUACAGGAAGGACAUCAAAAAACGCAGCUGGCUGUAUAUUUGGCUGAUGCCAUUGAAAAACUGGGUCCAUGUGAUGCACUGGAAAAACUCUGGACUAGAAUGCCAUUUUCAUACUUCAGAACGCUUGUAAAAAUCUUCCAUUCGGAAUCAACGAGACUCGUAACACAAAUGACAACACAACCUUGUGACCACUGGGAAUCAUUGACCACCAUGCUUUCUGUUUUGAAGCGGUUAUUUUUGGUUAACAGGCGAAGAAAAUGUGCACUAAUGGAAAGUCAGUUUUGCAUCACUGAAGUUGCCGACCUGCUUGGGAAUAGUAAUAUUGAAAAGUUGGUCCCUUACAGUUUUGUGGCUGAUACUGAAACUAAAAAGAACAUUUUUAUUAAUAAACUCCAACAGGAAAAUGCAGUCUCUGUCCCUGUGAACAAGCUGAACGUAAAGAGAAAAUCAUUGGUGGAGUUUAUAGGGGAGAAUGGGGUAGAUUUUCGGGGCUUGUCUGCUGAGUUCCUCUCCCUCCUUUCAGAGGCUUUUAUCACAUGGCAGAAAAAGCCGCUGCAAGUCUUUGAGGACUCACAGCUGGUUUGGUUCAAUCCUAAUAUUGCUGAUAUCACUGAUUUUUACUAUCUUGGGCUUGUCUGUGGAAUGGCACUUUACAACUGUCAUUUCACAAACAUCAAUUUCCCCCUGGCAUUGUUCAAAAAGCUGCUCUGCCUGAGUCCCAAUCUGCACGAUUUAGAGGAACUGACGCCAGUGGAGGCUAGAAGUUUGAAAAAUCUUCUGGCAGAAGAUGAAGACGUAGUGGAUGAGCUCUACCUGGAUUUCAUGGUCAAAGACCAAGAGCUCAUUUCAAAUGGAGCUCAAACUCCAGUGACCAAAUUUAACAGACAGAAGUAUGUGGAUUUGUAUGUGGAUUUCAUUUUCAACAAGUCAGUGAAGAAUCAGUUCGAGCAGUUCUCUGCAGGUUUUUCUGAAGGCUGUCCCAUCAACGCCUGGAAAAUAUUUCACCCUGAAGAACUCAGAGAAGUUGUUUACGGUUCUCCUCUAUAUAAGUGGGAAGACCUUCAGAAGGGUGCUACAUAUGAACACUGUUCUCCCUCUGAUGAGCUGAUCCAGAAUUUCUGGACUGUUUUCUUCGAGUUUUCUGAAGAACAGAGAAAGACAUUUCUUUUUUUCAUGUAUGGAACGGACCGUGUACCUGCUGGAGGUCUCUCAAAGGUGACCCUGAAGAUUAUGCAGUUGAACAGUCCUGAUUCAGAUGAUCGUUUCCCAGAAGCUCAGACCUGUUUUGGCACAUUAUAUCUUCCCAAAUACAGUGACAUCGACACACUUCGUAACAAGCUUAUACAUGCUGUCAGCUUUUGUGAGGUUUUUGGACGGGAAUGAAAUUCCCUCUCCAGAAUAUACAUUGUCAGUUGUUCAGCAUUACUGAUCAUGACUUUCAUGAACUGGGUAAUUUAAAUAUAUGCAAUGAGAUGUGUGCAAUAUAGAUUACUUGAGGUCGCAGGGUUGCAAAAAAUACUGUACUAUAUAAGUAUCAACCAAUCACUUUACUUUAUAUAAGAAUGCCCAUCAAUGGAGUUAUGUUUUAACAUAAUAAUAUGAUGUAGGUGCUUCUGUUCUCUUUUUAUAUUAUCCAUAUGCGUUAAUUGUGCGUUUCAGACACCUCGGAUUUAGAAUAGGCCUGGGUUAUAUUCAAUUUUUAAUAGUGGUUGGAUUUAUUAGCAAUUAGAGUAUUAGAAUGCGUAUUCUAUAUCACAGCAAAUAUUAGACUAGUCACUAGUGUAAAAUGCAUUACUGCAUUCAUUUUUGUGUACUGUGAAAUAAAGACACCGCUUU